Mesocricetus auratus (golden hamster) is the source of this 1110-nucleotide messenger RNA. Its product is annotated as 40S ribosomal protein S2-like. The transcript has 2 exons. The coding region runs from base 1 to 1110 and encodes 369 amino acids. NCBI's taxonomy places the organism in Eukaryota, Metazoa, Chordata, Mammalia, Rodentia, Cricetidae. Gene Ontology annotation, biological process: translation. Gene Ontology annotation, cellular component: ribosome; cytosolic small ribosomal subunit. The record is from RefSeq and is a predicted model, not a curated record. Gene Ontology annotation, molecular function: structural constituent of ribosome; RNA binding.
AUGGUGUUCUCUACAUUGGCACGAGAUGCCAGGAGUAUCAGUGAGGGUGGUAAUGGCAACCAUGAAGACAAUGAAGGUGGUGAAGACGGUGAUGGUGGUGAUGGUGAAGACGAUGAUUGUGGUGGCAAUAAUGGUAACAGUGAUGAUGAGGGUGAUGAUGAUGAGGAGGAGGAGGAGGAGGAGGAGGGGGAUGGCAAAGGUGUGGCAAUGGUGAUGGUGGUGAUGACUGCAGAUGGUGAAGAUGGAACUGAGGGAGGGCCCGGAGGACCCGGGGGCCCGGGAUUAGGCGGCCGCGGCGGCUUCCUCGGAGGCUUCGGCAGUGGCCUCAGGGGCCGCGGUCGUGGUCGAGGCCGUGGCCGUGGUCGAGGCCGCGGGGCUCGUGAAGGAAAAGCCGAAGACAAGGAGUGGAUCCCCGUCACCAAGCUGGGCCGCCUGGUUAAGGACAUGAAGAUCAAGUCCCUGGAGGAGAUCUACCUGUUCUCCCUGCCCAUUAAGGAAUCCGAGAUUAUUGAUUUUUUUCUGGGCGCAUCUCUAAAGGAUGAAGUUCUAAAAAUCAUGCCAGUACAGAAGCAGACGCGGGCUGGCCAGCGCACCAGGUUCAAGGCUUUUGUCGCUAUUGGGGACUACAAUGGUCAUGUUGGUCUUGGUGUGAAGUGCUCCAAGGAGGUAGCCACAGCCAUCCGGGGGGCCAUCAUCUUGGCCAAGCUUUCCAUUGUCCCUGUGCGGAGAGGUUACUGGGGGAACAAGAUUGGCAAGCCCCACACUGUCCCAUGCAAAGUGACGGGCCGCUGUGGCUCUGUGUUGGUGCGUCUCAUCCCUGCCCCCAGAGGCACUGGCAUCGUCUCUGCUCCUGUGCCCAAGAAGCUACUGAUGAUGGCAGGUAUUGAUGACUGCUACACGUCAGCCAGGGGCUGCACUGCCACCCUGGGCAACUUUGCCAAGGCCACCUUUGAUGCCAUCUCCAAGACCUACAGCUACCUGACCCCUGACCUCUGGAAAGAGACUGUGUUCACCAAGUCUCCUUAUCAGGAAUUCACGGACCAUCUUGUGAAAGCCCACACCAGAGUCUCUGUUCAGAGGACCCAGGCUCCAGCUGUGGCCACCACAUAA